AGUGUUUACGUUCGCUUUCAGUCCUACUACUUUGACCGUGACGAUGUGGCCUUGAAGAACUUUGCCAAGUACUUUCUCCACCAAUCUCACGAGGAGAGGGAGCAUGCCGAGAAGCUGAUGAAGUUGCAGAACCAGCGCGGUGGCCGCAUCUUCCUUCAGGACAUCAAGAAACCAGACCGCGACGACUGGGAGAGCGGGCUGAACGCGAUGGAGUGCGCCUUACACCUGGAGAAGAGCGUGAACCAGUCACUCCUGGAGCUGCACAAGCUGGCCACUGAGAAGAAUGACCCCCACCUGUGUGACUUCCUCGAGACCCACUACCUGGACGAGCAGGUGAAGGCCAUCAAACAGCUGGGUGACCACGUGACCAACCUGCGCAAGAUGGGGGCCCCCCAGGCCGGCAUGGCGGAGUACCUGUUCGACAAGCACACCCUGGGGGACGGCGAGGACAGCUAAGCCGGGGCUGGCCUCAGCCGGGUAGCACAUGCAUGUUGGGGUUACCCUUGCUUUUUCUAGAAGUUGUACCAAGACAUCUACUUAAGUUCUUUAAUUGCUUCAAAUAAAGGAAUUGGUACCCAGCUA
Messenger RNA from Fukomys damarensis (Damara mole-rat), 582 nucleotides. It is a transcript of the gene Fth1, whose product is annotated as ferritin heavy chain 1. The transcript has 3 exons. The annotation marks the transcript as partial. NCBI's taxonomy places the organism in Eukaryota, Metazoa, Chordata, Mammalia, Rodentia, Bathyergidae. The record is from RefSeq and is a predicted model, not a curated record. Gene Ontology annotation, biological process: intracellular iron ion homeostasis; iron ion transport. Gene Ontology annotation, molecular function: ferric iron binding; ferrous iron binding. Gene Ontology annotation, cellular component: cytoplasm.